AUGAACAACGUCGGCCUCGCCACGAACCUGCACCUUCGACUGUCCCUCGCUGGCCUUCCUCACCCGUCCCAGCUGGAUGACUGGCCAUACGCAUCACCCGAGUGGCGCCUAGCGUUUGUGCGCCUCUACCGCACCAUUUUACGUCUGCACAACAAAGUAGUGGCGGUGUCGCUCUGCACGACGCGCGGGCAAGGGCCUGAGGCGGCCUUGUCAGCCGCGACCGGGGUCCAGGCAACCUCGCAGACGACUGCGGCGUCGGCCGCGGCCACCGCAACAGAGUCCGGCCACAACCUGGCCGAGGACAAGGACGACCACCUCCUCCGCUACCUCCUCACAUCAGACCAGCGAGAGUUCGGCAACCGCUUCGUCCAGGGUGAGUUUACGCGCCACAUGGACGCCGACGCGGUGGCGGCGACAAUCUUCUACGCAUCGUGGUACGACUACGUGCUGCAGCUUGCCUCCGGCGUGACGGCGCGCGAGAUGACGGAGAAGGAGAAGCGGCUCUUGUCAGAUGAGCAGAAAGAGGCGCUCAACUCCCUGCGCGGUGCCUUCUUCGAUCUCCGCACUUCCCGAGAGCCCAAGUACAUGCCGUGA
This is a messenger RNA of Leishmania braziliensis MHOM/BR/75/M2904, 594 nucleotides long. RefSeq lists its product as hypothetical. The record is from RefSeq and is a predicted model, not a curated record. Gene Ontology annotation, cellular component: mitochondrial intermembrane space; mitochondrion. Bases 1 to 594 code for a protein of 197 amino acids. Gene Ontology annotation, biological process: succinate metabolic process; mitochondrial respiratory chain complex II assembly. The transcript has a single exon. NCBI's taxonomy places the organism in Eukaryota, Euglenozoa, Kinetoplastea, Trypanosomatida, Trypanosomatidae.